CCUUGCUCAUCUCUCAGCUGGACAGUAAGGGCCGUUUACACCACACACUGACAACAUGCUGGGGACACUCUGCACUCUCAUCACUGCUCUAACAUGUGUCAGUGGUGUGACUGUGGUGACACAGAAGCCUCCUGUUGUGACGGUGAGGAAAGGAGACACGGCCACUAUGGACUGUAACCUGGGGACUGUUGAGAAUAGUGCUCGUUGGUAUAAACAGGUUCCAGGAGGAGUCCCUCAGUACGUGUUAAGGUGGUACCACACUGGUUGGAGCUCUGUAGAAUAUGGCUCUGGUUUCUCCUCUCCUAAAUUCACAUCAAAUCAUCAGUCUAAAUCAGAUUAUCGUUUGAUUAUUAACAAUGUGGAGGAGUCCGACUCAGCAGUGUAUUACUGUCAGACACAUGAUGGCAAUGUGCAAGUAUUCGGACCAGGAACCAAGCUCAUUGUCACUGACUCUACCCUCCCUCCUCCUGUCUUGACCAUCCUCCCCCCGUCCAGUGUUGAGUUGAAGUCCAGCAAAGUCACCCUGGUGUGUCUGGCUAGUCAGAUGGCCAUGCGCUACGCUGAUGUGAGCUGGACAGCGGGAGGGAAUCCGGUCACCAGCGGCAUCGCUACGAGUGGCCCCGUGCCGCAAGCCGACAAGACGUUCCAACUCAGCAGCUGUCUGACGGUUGACACGUCAGAAUGGAACCAGGACAAAGUGUUCUCAUGUAAAGUCACCGCGGGCUCCAAGUUCGCUGAGAAAGGCAUCAAGAAGUCUGAAUGCAGCACUGAAUAGUUUGAGAACCAUUGUAAUGUCAAUUUGAUAUUCUACAUCGCUUUUCAAGUUAUUGUUAAUGCAUCAGAAAAUAUACAUAUAUACACUCGGGUCCAAAAAAGAGAGAAAUUGCUACUAAUACUGAUAUCAUAGGCUAGGCUAUAUGAUAAGUAGACUCUGUAUAUUUGAAAUGUGUUGCUUUGCAGAUUUAUAAUAGUGGAAUUGUUAGAGCUUUGCUGUAUUGUGGAUAUUCAAUAAAGAGCAUUGUAAAGAA
This is a messenger RNA of Coregonus clupeaformis (lake whitefish), 1028 nucleotides long. RefSeq names its product immunoglobulin lambda-1 light chain-like. The transcript has 4 exons. Lineage: Eukaryota; Metazoa; Chordata; Actinopteri; Salmoniformes; Salmonidae. Bases 56 to 775 code for a protein of 239 amino acids. The record is from RefSeq and is a predicted model, not a curated record.